GAAGAAAAGCAUUUGUGUAAAAGUCUUUUCGAGUGAAGAAAAGCAGUUUGUAUUGAUCCAGUUGUGAUCAAGUUUUUGAUGCGAAGCAGAAGGUUCUGAUCUGAGCAUUUAUAGUGGACAAUCUCACAAGGACUGUGAGGACUGGACUAGCCCAAGUUGGGUGAACCAGGAUAACUUUUGUGUGUUUUUCUCUUGGACUCUAAAAUCCUUAAAACAUACUAAACUAACUAACUGAGUAAUACCAGAGUGCUCUGGGCCUUAAACAUUUACUUAUUCAGCAACUAACUCAGUAUUUAUUUUGUUCAUUUAUAUAUUGUUUAGUUUAUUGUUGCUAACUAUAUUUCUUUGUUCAUUGUUAUCUAACCAAUUAAAAGAAAUAUUGUCUUGAGUUAUUUUAAACUCACAUAAAAGAUUUUUAAAAAGGGUCACAAUUCAAACCCCCCCUUUCUUGUGACAUUUAUUGCUACUUCAAUUGGCAUCAGAGCCUGUCUCUACAGGUUUAUACACUUAACAAGUGUUAGAGGAAAAAGAUUCAGGAAGAAAAAAUGUCAAAAGAAAGAUACAUUCCAGAAGGAGGAUCUGCUUCAAGACCACCUUUGUUCACUGGAAAGAAUUACUAUUUUUGGAAAAACAAAAUGCAAUUGUUUUUAAAAUCUCAAGAAGUAGGAAUGUGGCGCAUAGUCACAGAAGGAGAUUAUGUUCCUACUGUAACUUCUGCUGAGGGAGUCAUUUCAGACAAACCUGAAGAUGCAUGGACAACUGCAGAACAACAAAAGGUACUCCUAAACUCUAAAGCUCAUUUAUUUCUAUCUUGUGCUCUAAGCAUGGAAGAAAGUGAAAGAGUAGAUGAAUGUGAUACUGCUAAAAAGGUUUGGGACACUUUACAAGUUCACCAUGAAGGAACUAGUCAUGUAAAAGAAACAAGAAUAGACAUAGGAACUAAUAAAUUUGAAACUUUUGAAAUGAUUGAAAACGAAACUAUUGAUGAAAUGUUUUCAAGAUUUACUACUAUUAUAAAUGAAUUAAGAUCUCUUGGAAAAACUUUUUCAACUAAUGAUAGAAUUAGAAAACUUUUGAGAUGUCUUCCAGUCACUUGGAGACCAAUGGUUACUGCCAUUACUCAAACUAAAGAUUUGAAAACACUUCCCAUAGAAGAUCUUAUUGGUACUUUAAAAGCUCAUGAAGUUAUUCUUCAAGGAGAUAAACCUCUAAAAAAGGAAAAAACCAUUGCUUUAAAAGCCUCUCAAAAAGAUAUAAGUUUUUUAGAAGAUAACUCUAAGGAAUUAGAACCUACCCAAGAAGAGGCAGAAGGAGAAUUAGCUCUCAUUUCUGGCAAAAUCCAACGUAUGUUAAGAAGAAUAGAUCAAAUUAGAAGAAACUUUUCUUCAGGAAAAGACAUGCAGAAAAAUGACUUUGACAAAAGUCAAGUAACCUGCUUUGGUUGCAACAAACUUGGACAUUACAAAUCAGAAUGUCCCUUAAACAAAUCACCCAGAAAUUUUCCCUUCAAGAAAAAAUCUAUGUUAGCUACCUGGGAUGAUGAUGAUGAAUUUGAAACAAAUAAAGAAGAAGAAGAAGCCAACAUCUGUCUAAUGGCAGAUUCAGAAAAUGAUGAGGUAUUUCUCUUUGAUAAAACUCAUCCUUAUGAAGAAUUAGAAACUAAUUUUGAUAGUUUAUUACAUGAUUCUGAAUUCUUAUCCAAACAAUGUUUUUUGUUACAAAAAGAAGUUUCUGAACUAAAAGAAGAAAAGAAAAAACUUCAAAUUGACAUUCUUAAUUUUGAGAAAAUUAACAAAGACUUAAUUGAGUCAAAAGAAAAACAUGUUUGCUCUAGUGUUUUAUCUAAGAAAAUAGAUGAAAAUGUUGUGUUGAAAAAUGAAAUAAAAGAACUAAGAAAUGAUCUCACUGGGUUUAUAAAAUCAACUGAAACUUUUCAAAACAUUAUGGGAUCACAAUCUCAAGCUCUUAACAAAAAUGGCUUAGGUUUUAAUGAAGUUAAAAACAAAAUUUUUGAAAAUGUUCUUUUACCAGCAAAUAAAGAGUUUAAGUUGAGAUGUUCAUUUUGUAACAAAAAUGGUCAUCAUGAAUCAAUUUGCUAUCAAAAAGAAAGUUAUGAAAGUUUUUACUAUGAACCAAAACGUUAUCGUCACUUGGAAAGAAAAAAUAAACAUUGUUCAUUUUGCAAAAACCUUGGGCAUCUUGAAAAAGAAUGCUAUUUUAAAAAUAAACAAAUUGUGAAAACUAACCCUCAAGGACCCAAGUCAUUAUGGGCACCUAAACGAAAAUUUCAAAAUGCAGGGAUACUAUCAAAGUGCAAAGAAAAAGCCAUGGUUUUUGGACAGUGGCUGUUCAAAACACAUGACAGGAGAUAAAAGGUGUUUUCUCUCCUUCAUCAAAAAAGAAGGAGGGUCAGUUACGUUUGGUAAUAAUAAUACUGCACAAAUAAAAGGAAAAGGUAUUAUAGGUAAUAAUGAUUCUGCAAAAAUUGAAGAUGUUCAAUAUGUAGAAGGUCUAAAACAUAAUUUACUUAGUAUCAGUCAAUUAUGUGAUAGUGGUUUUGAAGUUAUUUUUAAACCAAAUAUUUGUGAAGUCAAACAAACUUCAU
This is a messenger RNA of Trifolium pratense (red clover), 2605 nucleotides long. RefSeq lists its product as uncharacterized. Lineage: Eukaryota; Viridiplantae; Streptophyta; Magnoliopsida; Fabales; Fabaceae. Bases 546 to 2372 code for a protein of 608 amino acids. The record is from RefSeq and is a predicted model, not a curated record. The transcript has a single exon. Gene Ontology annotation, molecular function: zinc ion binding; nucleic acid binding.